Molecule: messenger RNA, 1722 nt
Organism: Miscanthus lutarioriparius
Lineage: Eukaryota; Viridiplantae; Streptophyta; Magnoliopsida; Poales; Poaceae
Source: the annotation of a GenBank genome assembly
AUGGACAGGCUCGGCGCGAACCCGGCCAACUCCUGCCCACUCACGCCGCUGGGCUUCCUGGAGCGCACCGCCACCGUGUUCGGCGACUGUCCCUCCGUCGUCUACCACGACACCGUCUACACCUGGUCCCAGACGCACCGGCGCUGCCGCCGCCUCGCCUCCGCGCUCGUCUCCCUUGGCGUCUCCCGCGGCGACAUCGUGUCCGUGCUGCUGCCCAACGUGCCGGCCAUGUACGAGAUGCACUUCGGGGUGCCCAUGAGCGGCGCCGUGCUCAACACCAUCAACACGCGCCUGGACGCGCGCACGGUCGCCGUCCUGCUCCGCCACGCCGGCUCCAAGCUCGUCUUCGCCGACCCGGCGAGCCUGCCGCUCGUCCGGGACGCGCUGAGGCAGCUCCCGCCGGGGCACCGGGCGCCGCGCGUCAUCCCCGUCGAGGACCCCCACGAGAAGGAGUUCCCCGCGGCGCCGCCCGGGACGCUGACGUACGAGGCGCUCCUCGACGGGGGCGACCCAGAGUUCGCGUGGGUGCGGCCGCGCAGCGAGUGGGACCCGAUGAUACUGAACUACACCUCCGGCACGACGUCGGCGCCCAAGGGCGUGGUGCACUGCCACCGCGGCAUCUUCCUGGUCACCGUCGACACGCUGGUGGAAUGGGCGGUGCCGAAACAGCCGACAUACCUGUGGACGCUGCCCAUGUUCCACGCCAACGGGUGGUGCUUCCCGUGGGGGAUGGCGGCGGUGGGCGGCACCAACGUGUGCCUGCGCCGCGUCGACGCCGCCGAGGUGUACGCCACCAUCGCGCGGCGCGGGGUGGACAACCUCUGCGGCGCGCCCGUCGUGCUCAACAUGCUGGCCAACGCCCCGGACGCCGCGCGGCGGCCGCUCCCGGGGAAGGUACGCACCCUCACCGCCGGCGCGCCGCCGCCAGCCGCCGUGCUGCACCGCACCGAGUCCAUCGGCUUCGAGGUCACCCACGGGUACGGGCUGACGGAGACGGCGGGGCUGGUGGUGAGCUGCGCGUGGAAGGGGGAGUGGAACAAGCUGCCCGCGUCGGAGCGCGCGCGGCUCAAGGCGCGGCAGGGCGUGCGCACGCCCGGCAUGACCGAGGUCGACAUCGUCGACGGCGAGACCGGCCGCAGCGUGCCCCGCGACGGGUCCACGAUGGGCGAGAUCGUGCUCCGCGGCGGGUGCGUCAUGCUCGGCUACCUCAACGACGACACGGCCACCAGGGCGGCGAUACGGGACAACGGGUGGUUCUACACUGGGGACGUCGGCGUGAUGCACCCGGACGGGUACAUGGAGAUCCGGGACCGGUCCAAGGACGUGAUCAUCAGCGGCGGGGAGAACAUCAGCAGCGUGGAGGUCGAGUCCGUGCUCUACAACCACCCCGCGGUGAACGAGGCGGCGGUGGUGGCGCGGCCCGACGAGUUCUGGGGCGAGACGCCGUGCGCGUUCGUGAGCCUCAAGGAGGAGGGGUCGGGGUCGCCGGGCGCGGUGACCGCGGCGGAUGUCAUCGCGUGGUGCCGGGACCGCAUGCCGCACUACAUGGUGCCCAAGACGGUGGUGCUCCGCGCCGAUCUGCCCAAGACCUCCACCGGGAAGAUCCAGAAGUACGUGCUCCGGAACCUUGCCAAGGAGAUGGGGCCAACCCGCAAGAGCGCCAGCAGCAGCAGCGGCACAGGCAAAGCCCCCUUACCGAUUCUUGGAAAGGAUUUAGGAUAG